Molecule: messenger RNA, 4725 nt
Organism: Cucurbitaria berberidis CBS 394.84
Lineage: Eukaryota; Fungi; Ascomycota; Dothideomycetes; Pleosporales; Cucurbitariaceae
Product: myosin-2
Exons: 5
Coding region: 1-4725 (1574 amino acids)
Biological process (GO): vesicle transport along actin filament; actin filament organization
Cellular component (GO): myosin complex; vesicle; actin cytoskeleton
Molecular function (GO): ATP binding; actin filament binding; microfilament motor activity
Source: RefSeq, a predicted model, not a curated record
AUGGCGCACAUCUUCGAUAUCGGCACGCGGGCAUGGCAGCCAGACACGACCGAGGGCUGGGUAGCCUCAGAGGUCACGGAGAAGCAGAUUGUCGACGACAAAGUGAAGCUGGUCUUUAAGCUGGAGAAUGGCGAGACCAAAACCGUCGAGACCACCUUGUCUGCCAUUCAGACCGGCAAAGACCCAAAUCUGCCCCCCUUGAUGAACCCGGCCAUGCUCGAGGCCAGCGACGACCUCACCAACCUGUCACAUCUGAACGAGCCAGCUGUGCUCCAGGCCAUCAAGCUGCGCUAUCUGCAGAAGGAAAUCUACACGUACUCGGGUAUCGUCCUGAUUGCAACGAAUCCUUUCGCACGUGUGGACUCGCUAUAUGUCCCUGGUAUGGUGCAGGUCUACGCCGGCAAACAGAGAUCUUAUGGCGCUCCUCAUUUGUUCGCCAUUGCUGAAGAAGCUUUUGCGGACAUGUUGCGAGACCAGAAGAACCAGACGGUCGUUGUUUCUGGCGAGUCCGGAGCCGGUAAAACCGUCAGCGCCAAAUACAUCAUGCGAUACUUUGCGACACGAGAGUCCCCAGACAACCCAGGCAAGCGAAGAGGCAAGGUCGAUGCCAUGAGCGAGACGGAGGAGCAGAUUUUAGCUACCAAUCCCAUCAUGGAAGCCUUUGGUAACGCCAAAACCACCCGAAACGACAACUCGUCUCGCUUCGGUAAAUACAUCGAGAUUAUGUUCAACAAGCAGACGGACAUCAUCGGUGCAAAGAUUAGGACAUAUCUGCUGGAACGGUCGAGACUGGUGUUUCAGCCGCUCAAGGAACGUAAUUACCACGUUUUCUACCAGCUCGUAGCAGGAGCUACGGAUGCGGAGCGGGAAGAGCUGUCAUUGAAAUCGGUCGAAGAGUUCAGCUACCUCAAUCAAGGGAGUUCGCCUGUGAUUGAUGGUAUGGACGAUGUGGCUGAGUUUAAGGCGACAAAAGACUCUUUGACGAAGAUUGGCGUUCCCCCAGAAACUCAAUCUGGCAUCUGGCGACUGCUUGCGGCUCUUUUACAUAUGGGAGAUGUCAAGAUUACGGCGACGCGGACUGACUCGAACCUCGCGCCGGACGAACCGGCCUUGGUCAAGGCUGCCCACCUGCUUGGGAUAGACGCAAAUAACUUCGCAAAGUGGACAGUGAAGAAGCAACUGAUUACAAGAGGAGAAAAGAUUGUUUCGAAUUUGACCCAACAACAGGCCAUAGUCGUACGAGACUCCGUUGCCAAGUUCAUUUACUCGAGUAUGUUUGACUGGCUAGUCGAACGUACCAACGAAAGUCUUGCCACGGAGGAGGUACUAUCGCAUGCCCAUACCUUCAUUGGUGUCCUGGAUAUCUACGGGUUCGAGCAUUUCGCAAAGAAUUCUUUCGAGCAGUUCUGUAUCAACUACGCCAACGAAAAGCUGCAGCAAGAGUUCAACGCACACGUUUUCAAGCUCGAGCAAGAGGAAUACAUGAGGGAACGGAUCGACUGGACGUUCAUCGACUUUGCCGACAAUCAGCCUUGUAUCGAUCUCAUUGAGGGCAAGAUGGGAAUCCUUUCUCUCUUGGACGAAGAGUCACGCCUUCCCAUGGGCUCGGAUGAGCAGUUCGUAACCAAACUGCACCACAACUACUCCGGAGACAAGCACAAGUUCUACAAGAAACCCCGAUUUGGAAAAUCGUCGUUCACCGUCUGCCAUUAUGCGAUUGACGUUGCAUACGAAUCGGAUGGAUUCAUAGAAAAGAACAGGGACACUGUCCCCGACGAACACAUGGAAGUCCUCAGGGCUUCAAAUAACAAGUUCUUGCUCGAAGUUUUGGACGUGGCUGCACAGAUCCGGGAGAAGGAGAAUGCUAAUACCGCCUCCAGCAAAUCCGGUACUGCAAUGUCUGCUGGACGCAGGAUAGCCGUAAAUCGAAAACCGACACUAGGUGGUAUCUUCAAAUCUUCUCUCAUUGAACUUAUGCAAACCAUCAACUCUACCGAUGUUCAUUACAUCCGAUGUAUAAAACCCAACGAGGCCAAGGCAGCCUGGCAGUUCGACGGUCCUAUGGUCUUGGGUCAAUUGCGAGCUUGUGGUGUUCUCGAGACGGUCAGAAUUAGUUGCGCAGGAUAUCCAACCAGAUGGACAUAUGAGGAGUUCGCCCUCCGAUACUACAUGCUGGUAAGAUCCUCAGACUGGACGCCUGAGAUCCGAAACAUGGCUACGGCGAUUUUGAAGAAGGCAUUGGGUGCAGGCAAAAAUGACGGUACCGACAAGUACCAGAUGGGUCUGACAAAGAUCUUCUUCCGCGCCGGUAUGCUGGCGUUCCUCGAGAACUUGCGCACGGCUAGGCUCAACGACGCUGCCGUCAUGAUUCAGAAGAAUCUCCGAGCCAAGUACUAUCGCCGUAUUUACCUGGAAAUGCGCGAAGCCAUCAUCGCUGUGCAGUCGUUGGCUAGAGGCUACAUGACCAGAGAGCGUGCUGAGGACGCAAGGCAAGUCAAGGCUGCGACAACCAUCCAAAGAGUGUGGCGCGGAAGCAAGGAUCGCAAACAGUUCCUGUUCGUCCGUAAAUCCGUCAUCAAAUUUGAGGCCGCCGCAAAGGGCUUCCUUUUGCGAAAGAACCUCUUGGACACCAGGCUUGGAAAUGCCGCUCGCAUGAUUCAAAGAGCCUGGCGCAAACAGCGAGGAAUUCGCGAAUACCAGAAGCAGAGGAAAGAUAUCAUCAUCGUUCAAAAGCUGUGGAGAGGGCGGAAGGCACGCAAGGAGUACAAGUCUCUUCGCGCUGAAGCUCGCGAUCUCAAGAACAUCUCCUACAAACUGGAAAACAAGGUUCUCGAGCUUUCUCAAACCAAUGGUACUUUGAAGCAGCAAAACAAGUCUCUCCAGUCGCAGAUCGAGAACUACGAAAACCAGAUCAAGUCCUACAAGGAACGUAGUCGGACUCUCGAAAACCGGCAAAAGGAGCUGCAAGCCGAAGCGAACCAGGCUGGUAUCACUGCUGCCAAGCUCAGUCAGAUGGAGGACGAGUACAAGAGACUGCAAACAAGCCACGAUGAGAGCACCGCGAAGAUGCGGCAUCUGCAGGAAGAGGAGAAGGAACUCCGCGCCUCGCUCAAGAGGACUACGGAAGACCUCGAGCAGUCCAAGAGGAGGAGCAAUGUCACUGAAACGGAGAAGAUGUCGCUUCGACAACAACUAGCCGAUUUGCAAGAGCAAGUCGAGCUCAUGAAGCGGUCUGCUCCUAUCCCUGGCGAUAUGACAAACGGUCAUGCUCCGAUCAGCGCAAGCAGUUUGAUCAACCUUGUAUCUUCCAAGAAGCCGAAGAGGCGAAGCGCUGGACCGGAUACGCGCGAUCUGGAUCGCUUCAGCCAACAAUACAACCCACGACCUGUUUCCCUGGCCGUCGGCUCCACUGCUCAUAGACAGAACUUGUCAGGCUCGACCUUUGCUCAGCUCGAUAACGUCGAGCUUGAGCUUGAGAACAUCCUUGCUGAGGAGGAUAUGCUCAACGAUGAGGUCACUCUCGGUCUCAUCAAGAACCUGAAGAUCCCAUCACCUAGCACUACACCUCCACCAACGGACAAGGAGGUCCUCUUCCCCGCGUACCUCAUCAACCUCGUCACCUCCGAGAUGUGGAACAACGGUUUCGUCAAGGAGUCCGAGCGCUUCCUUGCGAACGUCAUGCAGUCUAUCCAGCAAGAAGUCAUGCAGCACGACGCGGAUGAUGCAAUCAACCCAGGCACCUUCUGGCUCUCAAAUGUCCACGAGAUGCUGUCAUUCGUUUUCCUUGCCGAAGACUGGUACGAGCAGCAAAAGACCGAAAACUACGAAUAUGACCGGUUAUUGGAGAUUGUCAAGCACGAUCUGGAGAGUCUCGAGUUCAACAUCUACCACACCUGGAUGAAGGUGCUCAAGAAGAAGCUACACAAGAUGAUCAUCCCCGCCAUCAUCGAGUCGCAAUCCCUCCCCGGCUUUGUCACCAACGAAAGCAACCGCUUCCUUGGCAAGCUCCUCCAAGGCAGCAGCACCCCUGCCUACAGCAUGGACAACCUUCUCAGCCUGCUGAAUAGCGUCUAUAGAGCCAUGAAGGCCUACUACCUCGAAGACUCCAUCAUCACUCAGUGUGUAACGGAGUUGCUUCGAUUGGUCGGCGUAACUGCCUUUAACGACCUCCUCAUGCGCCGCAACUUCCUCUCCUGGAAGCGCGGCCUUCAAAUAAACUACAACAUCACGCGUAUCGAAGAAUGGUGCAAGUCACACGACAUGCCCGAAGGCACGCUGCAGCUCGAGCAUCUCAUGCAAGCUACCAAGCUCCUGCAGCUCAAGAAAGCUACCCUCAACGAUAUUGAGAUUAUUCAGGAUAUCUGCUGGAUGCUGAGCCCUAAUCAGAUACAGAAGUUGUUGAACCAGUACUUGGUGGCCGACUAUGAGCAGCCGAUUAACGGCGAGAUCAUGAAGGCUGUCGCGUCCAGGGUGACAGAGAAGAGCGACGUUCUCUUGCUGACAGCCGUGGACAUGGAGGAUUCUGGGCCGUAUGCAAUUGCGGAGCCGAGGGUCAUUACGGCGUUGGAGACGUACACGCCUUCUUGGCUGCAAACUCCCCGUCUCAAGCGCCUCGCUGAGAUUGUCUCGCAACAAGCCAUCGCGCAGCAGGAAAAAAUGGAGUUUGAUACUAACGGCGAUGGAAUGAACGGUCACGACACGAUCGAAGAGGGAAUUGAGGCAUAG